AUGGGUCCUGAUCAACAUGCUCAAUUGGAUCCCUUUGGGCUGAUCUUCCCAUUGCCCCUACGUAUAGCUGCCAUUUUGGUUGCUGGUUUCUGGGGAUGGGGUUUGAAUCUUCAAUACCUGGCGAGAGCCAACAUUGACGUUCCGGCUCUCAUAAAAUAUCCUGCCCGCACAUCCUCUUCCCAACGCCCGCAGCAUACCGCCGUCUAUCGCCUGGCGACAUGCUUCACCAUCCCACUUGUCCUCUGGUUCGUUGUCUUUUGGCUAGCAACCCGCCGGUCUCCUGAGUUGGUAGAGCGACUGGAUUGGAUUCCGCAGUCGGUCUUUAUUAUCCUCCUCCUUAUUCUAAUCUGGCCCUUCAACCGUGCCUCCCGUUCCGGCCGAAUUCGCUUCCUUUUGACCCUCAAGCGGAUCAGUAUUGGUGGCUUGGCGGAGUCUCAGGAUGGCAAGUUUGGUGACAUUCUGCUGGCAGAUGCCCUGACUAGCUACGCCCGUGUCAUUGGAGACCUCUACAUUAGCUUCUGCAUGUUCUUCACCGAUGGCAUCGCCGCCACGUCUAAGCCCAACCGGGCCUGCGGAAGCGAAAUCGUCGUUCCGAUCAUCCUAGCUGUUCCCAGCUUGAUCCGUCUUCGCCAGUGUUUGACUGAGUAUGUGCGUGCGCGCCGGACGACCACGCGGAGAGAGACACAGAAGGGGAACCAGCACUUGGCCAACGCCCUCAAGUAUGCGACUGCGUUCCCUGUCAUUUGGAUGUCCUCCAAAAUGAGGAACUAUAACCCUUUGGAAUUCCGCGGGUAUAGCGAAAUGAGCAUGAUGCGUUUAUUGUUCAUAUUCUCUUUCGUCAACUCCGCCUAUUCAUUCUGGUGGGAUGUGGUCAAGGAUUGGGACAUGACGCUCUUCUCGCCUGAACGCCGCAAUAUCGACCAUCCCUACGGACUCCGGCGAUACCGCUACUUCCAAUCUGACAGGAUGUACCACUACGUCAUCGUCGCGGACCUUGCGCUCCGAUUUUCAUGGCUCUGGCGCAUUGUUCCAGGCUUUGGCUGGAUCCCCGAAACAGAGAGCGGUCUCUGGAUUCUCAUGUUCCUAGAAGUCGCGCGACGCUGGAUGUGGGUGUUCUACAGGACUGAAGCUGAAUGGAUUCGGAACACACAUGGCCCUGGUCCGGAUGAUGUCCUCCUUGGCGAAUACAACCACAAGUUCGACGCCGACUAA
Messenger RNA from Penicillium soppii, 1212 nucleotides. RefSeq names its product EXS domain-containing protein. The record is from RefSeq and is a predicted model, not a curated record. NCBI's taxonomy places the organism in Eukaryota, Fungi, Ascomycota, Eurotiomycetes, Eurotiales, Aspergillaceae. Gene Ontology annotation, cellular component: membrane; cytoplasm. The coding region runs from base 1 to 1212 and encodes 403 amino acids. The transcript has 5 exons.